Messenger RNA from Carya illinoinensis, 303 nucleotides. RefSeq lists its product as uncharacterized. Gene Ontology annotation, biological process: proteasome-mediated ubiquitin-dependent protein catabolic process. Gene Ontology annotation, molecular function: polyubiquitin modification-dependent protein binding; ubiquitin binding; proteasome binding. Gene Ontology annotation, cellular component: cytosol; nucleoplasm. The transcript has a single exon. NCBI's taxonomy places the organism in Eukaryota, Viridiplantae, Streptophyta, Magnoliopsida, Fagales, Juglandaceae. The coding region runs from base 1 to 303 and encodes 100 amino acids. The record is from RefSeq and is a predicted model, not a curated record.
AUGAGGUUGGUCGUGGAGAACUUAACAGGAACUCUAUUCUACAUCCAAGUCGGCAACGAUGCCACACUUGCCGAUCUAAAGAGGGAAAUUGAGGCCCAGCAGGAGCUCCCCUUUCACCGUCUGAUCCUGAUGCUUGACACCAAUCAUACCCCUCUGAUGACCAGUACUGAUGAAGAUGGCGUUUUGCUCAUGGAUUGUGGGGUUAAAGAUGGGUCACAUAUUUAUCUCUUUUUCAAUCCCCUUGAUGAUGCAUCCACCCAAGAUCAGUUCGUGUUCUCUUGGCCUGAUUCUCUCUUGGGUUAG